AGUAUAUUGUGUACAUUCUGUUGGAAAAAAUUAGCUCACGGUGUACCGGAAAUUUAUCAACGAAUCGAUUGAUUUAUUUGGUGUGCACUUCGAAUGCAUUACGUGCUUAUCGUCGAUUUAAAAAAAUGUGAAGAAAAUUUGUUUUCGAAUUGUUUACACAUCAAAUAAAGUGUUAAAAUGUUUUCUCGCGAGUUUAUAUUGAACCGGUUCGAGUGAGUGAUAUGUAUACUCGUGUAAAGGAGAAAUUCAAUACUAGCUAAAAUGUGCACAAAUUCGACGUAUUUUUUUAUUUUUUUAUUUUUCUGGUCAUUAAAAAUAUUAAUUGAUACGUACAAAUCUGAAAUGUGUUCGUAUCGAUGUCGACUAUCAUCCCAUCUCAAGUUUCACAAGCUCUAGUUUACGAUGUUGAAAAUGAAAAAGUUAACCAGCUUCGUUUUGCAAAUAUGCUUGGCGUGUUUCUUAACACAAUGGACGCUCGCUCAACAAUCGCCAAAAGUUGCCAACUGGAAUUGCGCUUCGAAGGGAAGAUGCGACGAAUGUAUUCGAACUUACGGAUGCGAAUGGUGUUCAGAUCCGGCUCUCAAAGACAGAAGAUGUUCGAAAAUUGUAGAAUCUGCCAAAUGCUCCGCCAAUUACAUUAUUAAUCCGAUCAUUGAAACUGUUGCUAAUGUAUCGCGACCUUUAAGCGAGGUGAUCAAAGGUGAUGGCUCAUCUUCGGUCACUAGUUCAUCUAGUCAAGGAAGUAUCGUUCAAGUUAUGCCGCAGCUUAUAUCAAUAAAUCUUCGACCGAAUGAAGGGAAUCCUUACCGGUUCAAGGUGUGGUACAGACAAGCGACGGAUUACCCGGUAGACUUGUAUUAUCUCAUGGACUUAUCCAAUUCAAUGAAAGAUGAUAAAGAUAAAUUAUCAGCAUUGGGUAGUGAACUGGCUGAAACUAUGACGAAAAUAACCGGCAACUUUAGAUUGGGAUUCGGUAGUUUUGUCGACAAGGUGGUGAUGCCUUACGUUAGCAUCGUACCUAAAAGAUUAUUACAACCCUGUGACGAUGAUAGAGAUUCUGAAUGCGUAGCUCCAUACGGUUUUCGUAAUCACAUGUCUCUAAGUUCCAGUCCUGAUUUCGCCGAACAAGUGAAAUCAGCCAACGUAUCUGGUAAUUUGGAUGCUCCAGAAGGUGGCUUUGACGCAAUUAUGCAAGCUAUCAUUUGUCGUGAACAAAUCGGCUGGAGAAAUCAGGCUCGUAAAUUAUUGGUGUUUUCUACGGAUUCCUCAUUCCAUUAUGCUGGAGAUGGAAAACUGGGUGGUAUAAUAAAACCGAACGAUGGAUGUUGUCAUCUUGACAAUUCAGGUCUUUAUACGCAUUCUACAGUUCAAGAUUAUCCUUCUGUAUCGCAGAUCAAUGCGAAGGUGAAAGAAAACUCGAUUAAUGUGAUAUUUGCUGUAACAGCUGAUCAAAUUAAACUGUAUAAACAGCUAGGAAAUCAUAUAGAAGGUUCAUCUGCCGGAGAAUUAUCAUCAGAUUCUUCAAACGUGGUCAGAUUGGUGGUAGAUCAAUACAAUAAAAUCACAUCGAAAGUUCAACUGAAAGAAAAAAAUUUAGGAAAUGAUUUCAGAAUAAAGUAUUUUACGAAAUGCUUAAACUCGAAUGGAGCUUUGAUGGAAACAAACGAAUGCAGCGGUUUUAAAGUAGGUCAAACGAUCGAGUUUGAUGUUGAAUUGGAAUUGCUCCGCUGUCCAGAAGGUAAGACAGAAUAUACCCGCCAAUUUCAAAUUUAUCCUGUUGGAAUUGAAGAUGGAAUGACCGUUGAAGUGCAUAUGAUAUGUGAUUGUAAUUGUCAAAAUCCUGGUCAUCCGUCGUACCAAGAGAAUUCACCCAAGUGUUCCGGUAACGGUGUGUUGAAAUGCGGUGUUUGCGAAUGUUAUCCCGGGUUUUCUGGCGACGACUGUAGUUGUACCUCAGGUGCGGAUAAAACCGAUAAAUGCCAUCCGGUCAACAGUACUCAACUUUGUUCUGGUCGAGGUGUUUGUAAAUGUAAUAAGUGCGAAUGUGAAUCGUACAAUGGGAAUGAGACCUUCUACGGCGAGUUUUGCCAGUGUAAUAAUUUUGCUUGCCCUCGUACCGGUGGUAAAUUGUGUUCUGGAUUGGGAGAAUGUGUAUGCGGUAAAUGCCAGUGUUUCCCUGGUUGGAUUAAUGAAGCAUGCUCGUGCGAAAACAGCACUACGAAUUGUAUUCCUCCUAAUGGAAAUGAAGCGGAUACUUGUUCUGGUCACGGGCAGUGUAUUUGUAAUAAAUGUCAGUGCGAUCAAGCUGGAGGAUACUCGGGAAAAUAUUGUAACAAAUGUCCUACGUGUAAUACUAAAUGUAACGAAUUGAAAGAUUGUGUCCAAUGCAAAGUACAUCAGUCAGGCCCUCUUACGCAAGAGCAAUGUGACAAGUGUUCCUAUAAUAUCACUGAAAUAGAUUAUUUGAAAGUCACAGACGAAGAUUAUUUCUGUUCCGCUUACGACGAUCAGGACUGUAGAUUUACGUAUAUUUACGAAGUAAUAGGAAGCCAAGUCAACGUUCUUGCCCAAAAGAAUAAAGAAUGUCCUCCUCAAGCUCGUAUUCCUGGUGUGGUUUUCUCCGUGAUAUUGAGCAUUGUACUGAUCGGUUUGGCAUUUUUAUUAAUGUGGAAAUUCAUUACUUCGAUGCGAGAUCGAAGAGAAUUCGCGAAAUUCGAAAAAGAACGUAUGAUGGCGAAAUGGGACGCGGGUCAAAAUCCCAUUUACAAGCAAGCAACGUCUACAUUCAAAAAUCCUACCUACUGUGGGUCGUAAAAAUUUGAUCAAAAGAGUUCAUUAAUUUUAAUGGUGCUAAUUUUAAAAUUGUUUUAUAUUUGUGUUCCUUGAAGAUGAAUUUUACUAUGUUUAUAAUCAUUUGUAAUUCACGAAGGUGUAUUCUUAAUGAUUUAAUCUUUUUAUCUUCUCGUUUGUAUUAUAGUAUUAUUUAUUAUAUAUUAUUCGGUGUUCGAGCGAGUCUCAAGUCCGCUUAAUGAUUUCAAAAUUUAUUUCACUUUAAGUACUUAAUAAUUGAACGUGCAUUUAACUCAAUUUAAAAAUUUACCUUAUGGUUUGACCAGCUUCCAAUACACACCAAAUAUUUUAAUUUAUUAUUACAAAUUUUUAAUCGUUUUCAUUUUGACUAGUUUUAUUGCGUGUUGGUAUAUUUUGAAAAUUUUUUGCAUUUAUUUAUUCUUUUUUUUUCACUCUUGAUUUUUAUUUUUGUUUGUUUCGGUUUUGUAACAUUUGAUUGAAGUUAUUAUCGAUGAAAACGUGUUUGUGUGGCUUGCUGUAGCGAGGAAUUUUUGUUAUCGAAUGUCAUUUUUUAUUAUUUGAGUAUUUUAUUUAUGUAAAAUAACAAUUCACCAUUCAAGAACUCAAUAUUUAUUAAUGAAUAGGGUUUUCUUAGUUGCAUACUAGUCUUAAAUAUAAAUCGCGUAUUUUUUUUCUCAUUUUUCUUUUUUUAAUUUUUAACAUUUGUACAUUUUGUGUAGUUAUGUAACAAUUUUACUUUUAUUAUUUUUAUAUUGAUUAUCGCGCCCUUUUCAUUUAUUAUUAAGUUUAAUCGUAAAAGUUGUUAUUAAAAGUGCCUUAAUAAUUAUAACAUGUGGACAUCAGUCAUAAAAUAUAACGUUUUUACAUA
This is a messenger RNA of Planococcus citri (citrus mealybug), 3679 nucleotides long. Its product is annotated as integrin beta-PS-like. Lineage: Eukaryota; Metazoa; Arthropoda; Insecta; Hemiptera; Pseudococcidae. Gene Ontology annotation, molecular function: integrin binding. The transcript is spliced from 15 exons. The coding region runs from base 403 to 2814 and encodes 803 amino acids. Gene Ontology annotation, cellular component: integrin complex; cell surface; focal adhesion. The record is from RefSeq and is a predicted model, not a curated record. Gene Ontology annotation, biological process: cell migration; cell adhesion mediated by integrin; cell-matrix adhesion.